Messenger RNA from Drosophila miranda, 2351 nucleotides. RefSeq names its product adenosine deaminase 2 (gene Adgf-B). Gene Ontology annotation, biological process: adenosine catabolic process; inosine biosynthetic process. Lineage: Eukaryota; Metazoa; Arthropoda; Insecta; Diptera; Drosophilidae. Gene Ontology annotation, molecular function: adenosine deaminase activity. The record is from RefSeq and is a predicted model, not a curated record. The coding region runs from base 695 to 2278 and encodes 527 amino acids. The transcript has 2 exons.
UCCAACCAUCCAUCCGACCAACAUCCCUUUGAGCUCAGCUCUGGAUGGGAGCCAUACAACUGCUGCGAAUGUUUCAAUUUUACGUUCCACUGUUUAGUGGCAAAGGCUGCUGAUGGUGCUUCUGCUGCUUCAGCUUCUGCUGGUAAUGCUGAUGGUGAUGGUGCCUCCGGCAUCCUGCAACGAAACCGGGUUCGAUUUUGAUUUGGCUCGCGCUGGUAAUGAGCUGGGAAAGUUUUAUGGGUCGACGGCGGAUGCAGCACCAGGUUCGUAGGAGGCCAUAAAAUUGAUGGGCGAGUGUUGUGAGUGGGUCGUAGCCAUAUCAUCUGCCAGUGCCAGCCAGUGCGGCAGUCUCAUCAAUUUGAUGUCGUGCACAUUUAAUGUGGUGUUGAGGGGACGCGCGGAUGCAUAAAAAACCAGAGCCCGACCCAAAGCCCAAGCCAGAGCAGAGCUCGAGCCAGGGCCAUAAAUUACUAAUAAAAGCCGCGUGUGUGCGAGUAUGUGAAGUACAUUGGUGGCGGGGGUCGCGGAAAUGCGUUGGCCGCCAUUUUGUGCGGCGUAACGGUGGAAGCGGAUUUGAGGCGCUAACAAAUGUGCGGCCUAUUGACACAUUCGGGACGGAACUGACACAUACUAAUACGAGUAGUAAAUAAAUUAAGUAAAUCACAGAAUUUUUUCAUUCUAUGAUAAAUUCUACAUGUCCAAGUAUCUGUCACGCUUGGCAUUCUGGGUAGGGCGCCCAGGGCUGAUGGCUCUGCGCCAUGACUCGACCGACUGCGCCAAGAUCGGCCAUACCACGGUCUCGAUGAGUCGCAGUCUGCGGAAGACGUCACCGUCGGCCUACAAGAUCCUACGCACCACCGUCGCCAAGGUAGAGCAGAUGAUAGGCAUGGGCCACCGGCUCAGGCUAAACGAAAAGGAGCUGGCGGCCAACGCUGUGAUCAUGGCCGUGAAGAAAGAAGAGAUAAAGAGAGGCCUGCUCGAUCCAUCCAAGUUCUCGCCGGGCCAGCACAUCUUCCAGACGCUGAACCACAUCCGCAAGUCACCGAUCUUCAACAUCCUCAAGAAAAUGCCCAAGGGAGGCGUGCUGCACGCCCAUGACACGGCCCUGUGCAGCACAGAGUUCCUCAUCGAGCUUACGUACCGCGAGAACCUGUGGAUCUGCACCACGGAUAAGGGCUGCAAGGCGAUUGCCUUUCGCUUCGCUCUGGAAAAGCCCACCAUGAAGGCUAUCGAGGCCUGCAGCUGGGAGCCGAUGGAGGACUUUCGCCAACGGCACGGCGAGGAGAAUGUCCGGCGAUACUUUCAGCAGUGCUUCAGUAUGUAUCCCUUAUCUAACUUCACGUCGAACAACCAGGCCUGGAGCCACUUUAUGGGCAUUUUCAUUCUCCUCGACGGUCUCCUUUGUUACGCCCCCGUUUGGGGCGACUAUUACUACAACGCCCUGAAGGAGUUCUACGAGGAUGGGGUGCAGUAUCUCGAGCUGAGAUCCCUGCUGCCGCCGCUCUACUGCAUCGGCGGCGAGAUUUUGGAUAUCAGGGAUACGGUGGCCAUUUACGAGGCCGAGCUGGAAUGUUUCAAGGCCUCGCAUCCGGACUUCAUUGGCUCCAAGCUGAUCUAUGCCCCGCUGCGAGGAGUCGAGCCCAAGGUAGUGGAGGAAUAUGUAAAAACUGCGGCGGCCCUUAAUAAAGAAUUUCCAGAUUUCAUGAUUGGCUUUGACCUGGUUGGCCAGGAGGAGCUGGGGCGACCGCUCAUCGACUUUGUGGAGCCGCUGCUGAAGAUGCCCGAGCACAUAAACUUCUACUUCCACGCGGGCGAGACAAACUGGUUCGGAUCGCCCAUCGAUGAGAACCUGAUCGAUGCUAUCCUGCUGGGCACGAAGCGCAUUGGCCACGGCUACGCCAUCACCAAGCACACGCUUUCCAUGCAGCUGUGCCGCCUGCUCGACAUCGCCAUAGAGGUGUGCCCUGUCUCCAACCAGGUGCUGCAGCUGGGCGUCGACUAUCGCAACCAUCCGGCGGCCCUGAUGAUAGCCGCAAAUGUGCCCAUUGUCAUCUCCUCCGACGAUCCCUCGUUCUGGCGUGUUGCCCCACUGUCGCACGACUUCUACUUUGCCUUUCUGGGGAUAGCACCGAUGCAGGCGGAUCUGAGGUUCCUAAAGUGCCUAGCUCUCAACUCGAUCAGGUACAGCGCCUUGAAGGGAGAGGAGAAAGACGAGGCCUUCAGAAAGUGGCAGAAACUGUGGGACAAAUGGAUCGAUAAUGUGAUAUCGAACAAAUGAAUCAAAGUGAAUGAUUUUGUGAAUAUUUGGUAAAAACUCGGAGUACGUUUCAUUAAAUUUCGCAUUUAUUUUA